Messenger RNA from Microtus oregoni (creeping vole), 2335 nucleotides. It is a transcript of the gene Nherf4, whose product is annotated as PDZ domain containing 3. Gene Ontology annotation, cellular component: apical plasma membrane. The record is from RefSeq and is a predicted model, not a curated record. NCBI's taxonomy places the organism in Eukaryota, Metazoa, Chordata, Mammalia, Rodentia, Cricetidae. Gene Ontology annotation, biological process: protein localization to plasma membrane. The transcript has 11 exons. Gene Ontology annotation, molecular function: signaling receptor binding; protein-membrane adaptor activity. The coding region runs from base 1 to 1497 and encodes 498 amino acids.
AUGGAGGCAACUGCAGAUCUUCGAGACACGGCCAUGUUAACUCUGAAGUUUAAAUUUAAUCCAAGGCUGGGCAUUGACAAUCCUGUCCUCUCCCUGGCUGAAGACCAGGCUCAGUCUGAUCCCUGGAACCUGCAACGGCCUCGCUUCUGUCUGCUGAGCAGAGAGGAGCAGAAGAACUUUGGGUUCCAUCUGCUGUACCAACUGGGCAAGACUGACCAUGUGGUGUACAGGGUGGAUCCAGGCUCCUCUGCCCAGCGCCACGGUCUCCGGGAAGGAGACCGGAUCCUAGCGGUGAACAAUAACAUUGUGGACCAUGAGGACUACGCCAUGGUAGUGCGCCACAUCCGGGCUAGCGGUCCCCGGGUAUUGCUGACAGUCUUGGCACAGCACGUGCAUGACGUGGUGCGCGCUCAGCAGGGGAGCGAUGCCUUCCUUUGUCCUACCCUAGGAUCGGCAGUCAGGCCCCGGUUGUGCCAUGUAGUAAAAGAUGAAGGUGGCUUUGGCUUCAGCAUCACCCAUGGAUGUCGGGGUUCUUUCUGGCUGGUUCUCAGUUCUGGAGGAGCCGCUGAGAGGGCAGGGGUGCCCCCUGGGGCCCGGCUGCUGGAAGUGAAUGGGGUCAGUGUGGAGAAGUUCACUUCCAGCCAGCUCAGUAGGAAGCUUUGGCAGAGUGGCGAUCAGGUGACUCUGCUGGUGGCAGCGCCGGAGGUUGAGGAACGGUGUCGUCAACUGGGAAUGCCUCUCGCUGCACCCCUGGCAGAGGGCUGGGCACUGCCCGCCAAGCCCCGGUGUCUAAACAUAGAGAAAGGGCCUCAAGGCUUUGGCUUUCUGCUGCGUGAGGAGAAGGGCCUGGACGGUUGCCUCGGGCAGUUCUUAUGGGAGGUGGACCCAGGACUGCCAGCUGACAAGGCUGGCAUGAAGGCUGGGGACCGCCUGGUGGCUGUGGCUGGGGAAAGCGUGGAUGGGCUGUGCCAUGAGGAGACAGUGUCCAGGAUCCGAGCGCAGGGCUCUCGCAUCUCCCUCAUUGUCGUCGAUCCUGAGGCUGACCGCUUCUUCAACAUGGUACGGCUGUCUCCCCUCCUCUUCUUGGAGAACACAGAGAAUGCUGCCUCCCCUCUGGCAGAAACCAAGGACUUCGCAGCUGAAGACACAGUUGAGCCUUCUAGCCCUGUUGGUUCCCGCCAAUGCUUCUUGUACCCUGGGCCCGGAGGUGGCUAUGGAUUUAAGCUCUGCUGUGUGGCCAGUAGGCCUUGUCUCUUCAUUUCCCAGGUGACCCCAGGAGGCUCAGCUGCCCAAGCAGGGCUGCAAAUGGGAGAUGCAGUUUUGGAGGUGAAUGGAUAUCCUGUGGGUUCAGACAACGACCCGAAUAGGCUUCAGCAACUGACUGAGGCUGAGCCACCCCUCUGCUUGAAGCUGGCAGCUAGGGAUCCGCAGGACUUGGAAGCCUGGAUCUCCUCAGAGUCCGGAAAGGACUGGACCCUGCCUUCAGAGCUGCUAUAGGAUACCCCUGCUUGGCACAGAUUUGCCUAGUGGCUUUCCUACCCUUGCUCUGCACCCUGAGGUGGCAGAAGCCAGGAAUGGUCUCUCCAAACAGGAGCUGGAGGAUUCAGAUACCACGGAUCGCAGGACUUCCAGGGUCUUCUUCCAUUCUCGUGAGCCUACCUCCAGCGAGGGGUGUAGGCAGAGACCUCAGGCAGGCUCAUGAGGGAGCCCAAGUCUCCACAGGAUGUUAUGGAGAAGUUUUGAGGACCUGUGCUGCAAAUAUGAAUUUCUGCUCAAGAAAGUGAUGCUGUGGAGCCUUUUAGCAUCAAAGCCACCGAGAACUCAGGCUAGCUAUGAUUCUAGGGUUAUACGGCACGAGGAUUUGGAGAUCAGCCAUAUUUUCCUUCUGUGGACACCUUAGAAACUUGGGAGUUGGUUCCUGGCCACUGGAAUGUCCUGUUACUGUCUUUCCCAGUGGGCUGGUGAGAUGGCUCAGUUGGUAAAGGGGCUUGAUGCCAAGCCUGACAACCUGAGUUCGAUCCCCAGAACCCCAUGGUAGAAGGAGAGAACCAUUUCCAGGAAGUUGUCCUCGAGCCUCCAGAUGAGCACCUUAGUAUGCCACUGUCAAAAUAAAUAAGUAAAUAUAUAUAUAUGCACACUUAUGCAGUCUUUCCAUAUAAAUCUGGCUUUGUGUUUUUGUUGGUGAGGAUAAACCAAGGUAGUUUAAAGGAACCAAAAGUGUUCCAAGCCUAAGGGAAUGGGAUCUAGUUAGUUUCUAUAGGAGAGGCUUUAGAACUCUGUCCAUUUCUUUUUCUUUCUUUUUUCUUUUGUUCUUUCUUUCUUUCCUUUUUUUUUU